CAGAAUAUAGUGGAUCUGAACUUCAUAUCUUUUAGUUCUGCCAGUCUCAAAAAUACAUGGUUCCGAGUCUUUAGUAUUCCUGCACUCUCUGCUUUGCUCUUCAGCUUUGUAAAUGGCCAGCUCCUCCUCAAGUUUGUUUUGGUGCAGUACUCUUUUUCCCCUUCUUUCUACUAAAUGAACUCUUUUAGUAAUUAACUCAUUUUGCCAAAUCUUGAAUGAAUUCAGUUGUUUGUCGUCUAUACUUGAGGUUUUUCAUUUACUACACUGUUUAACUUUGCAUAUGAUUUCAGUGCUGCUUCUUGUGUUCUCUUCUCAAGAAAAGCUGAAAGUUUUGUUCUUUGUUUCAAACAGUGGAUACCAUUUUCAGAACUAAACAUCCUCACACAUAAGAAAGUUUCUAGCUCAUUGUUUCCUAAAACUUUAUUCUGUUGCUUUAAAUGAUGAAAAACAGUGUCAAGCUGCUUUCCCUUUGUUCUUCUUUCCUGCUACUCAUAAAAAACUGAACUUUAUACUUGGCACAAAUCUUAAGUAUCUAGAUCUGCCUUUAAAAUCCAUUAGGAACAAAAAGAAUUGGUCAUAAGUAAUUAGGCAAAAGAGUGAAAAAUGAGAUCCAUAGAGGACAAAGGAUGCUUGAAUUAUGGACAAAAACAAGAGGUUGUAGGAGGAGGAGGCAGCAGUAUGAAUUUUGAGUUUCAUAAAGGGAAUGGAGUAAAUCGUGCAUCGACUCACCAAAGAACAGCAGCCUCAGGUAAACCAACACCAUCAAAAUGGGAUGAUGCACAAAAAUGGUUAGUGAAUCUUUCAAGAGGGGGAGGAGAAAAACACCAAUCUAAAGCCACCCCUCGAAACUCGAAUGCUGAUGACUUAAGGUUGAUUUCACCAGUUCCAAAGAAAGAGGACUAUUCGAGUGGCGAGGAAGGAGAUUCUAGUAUGAUUCAAUUUGAAGUGGAAACAAAGAAAGUUGAUUGUGAUGAAUCAAUAUGGAGAAUCAAUAAGGCUUCUAAUAACAACUCUGCCUCAGCUGUUCGAUCGAUAUGUGUUAGGGACAUGGGAACAGAAAUGACACCAAUUGCAAGCCAAGAACCAUCAAGAACUGCCACUCCGAUUAGAGCUACAACUCCAGCAGCAACAAGUCCAAUAUCCUCAGGAUCUUCUACUCCUAUAGAAAAUUGUCAAACUGUUGCCACCACAGGUGAGAACAGGGUAAAUGCAGGGACUACACGAAUCGUUCGCGAUGCAGAAGAAACUAUUGACAAUGAAUUAGCAGCUAAGAAGGAAACAAAACAUGCCAACAAGCUUAAUCCACUGGAAACUCGCGCAAUGGCUUGGGAUGAGGCUGAACGUGCCAAGUACAUGGCCAGGUAUAAGCGCGAAGAGGUGAAGAUACAAGCUUGGGAAAAUCAUGAAAAGAGGAAAGCUGAAAUGGAAAUGAAAAGAAUGGAGGUGAAGGCAGAAAGAAUAAAAGCAAGGGCACAAGAGAAGUAUACAAACAAGUUGGCAUCAACAAGGAGAAUAGCAGAGGAGAAAAGAGCCAACGCUGAAGCAAAGCUGAAUGAAAAAGCUGUAAAGACUUCUGAAAAGGCAGAUUAUAUAAGGAGGACUGGUCAUCUUCCCUCCUCUUUCUCUUUUAAGUUACCUUCUUUCUGCUGGUAGCAGCUUUUUCUUGUAUACCUAUAAACUACACUACUAUAUUUACUAAGUAGUAACUUUGUUUCUUUCUUGCGUGGUUCAAUCAAAUCUUUUGUGCUCAAGUCUUUAUCACAUAUAGUACAAUUUGAAAGGCUACUCUUGGGAAAUAGGGGGUAUCAAAGUGUACAUAAUAAAAGUAUAGGGUGUUUUAGAGUUAGUUAAAAGGGUUAGUUAAAGUGGUUAGUGGAUAGAUGUGUAUGAGCUGUCAUUUAGUUAGUGAGCACUAUAUAGCCUUGUAUUGAACAUUCCUCUCUGAAGAAUACAAUUUCGAUUUCUCUUCUUCAUUUCUCAA
Messenger RNA from Nicotiana tabacum (common tobacco), 1981 nucleotides. RefSeq lists its product as uncharacterized. The record is from RefSeq and is a predicted model, not a curated record. Lineage: Eukaryota; Viridiplantae; Streptophyta; Magnoliopsida; Solanales; Solanaceae.